AUCAGUCUUGAGACUUGAGUCGGUGUGACUGCCAGCCAGCCAAACAUCAGACGAACGAACGAUUCGAACGGGAAAAGAGUGUGCGUUGCAAGCAAGCAAGCAAAGCCUACUUGGUCGACGACGACGACGGGCAGUGAAAAGUGAAGAGCAUCGCAUCAGGAAAAAAAAAUCGAACUGAAGCAAGGUGCGUUUGGAAGUGGUUUAUUCGGAAAAUCCUUCGAGCCAUUCGAGUGAAAAUUGUGUUGUGCGGAGACGGCUCCGCUUUUUUGCGUGUAGAGUAGUUGGAGUAGGCGAAGUUCGCGGAUUUAUAGAUGUGCGCGUAAUAUUUCCGGGAGGAGCAGUUUCAGUAAUAGUAGAGAAGCACGAUUCGCGACCAGACACGGGAAAAAGUUUCACGGGACGACGACGUAAUUACAAAACGGCGAAUUUUAUGCGGCCAAUGUCGGUUCUUUCGCGGAUGAGAUUGUGAAUCGUGCAAGCAAGCCAUGGAGCAUUUUGCAGGGCGACGAUCCCAAGGAAGCAUCAUCGAAGACGGCUACGCCAAGAUGGACUCCACAAUUGCAGUGGAAGGCGAGAAGCGCUCCUUCUAGCUGUGCCGAGAGUUUCUUCUUUCUCCACGGUUCGGAAAAGGGGGAAAAAAAUCAAGCGAGGAAAAUUUGUGAUUUUACAACUUGUGUGCUGAAGAAGAAUCAUCCGUCGUGGAACGAAAAAGUGAACACUGAUCAACCAACCACCACCUAACCGGAAGACACCCUGCGAGGUGGUCCAACCGCAGCCAAGCUGCCACCAUUAGUAGCGGCGACCGCAGGAGCAGCACCGUCCGGCCGGCCAUCGGCAGCAGUCGCCGCGUUCAGGACGACUGUCUCGGCGGCAAUACCAUCAGCCCUCGCGAUAGCAUCAACCAGAAGGGUCAGUGCCGUCGUCGGUGGCGGUGGCGCUGGAAGUGGCGGGGGCCUCGGCGGCGGAAGCGGAGGAGGAGGACGGAGGGGAACCACCAUCUUGAGGAGUAGUGCCAUCGCCAGCGCGAGGAAACGCCGAGUGCUGUUGCGCGCCAAGGUGGCAGCCCAGCAGCUUCGACCGACGCGCACUGGCCCGGAUACACGUUCGGCGAUUCUCAGCAGCAGACGACGACGGCAGCGACGGCGACAGCAGCUGCAGCGCCAGGUCAGAGUCAACGGUACUGGAAGUACGAUUCUUAGCAGCAGCAGUAGCGGAAGCAGCCAGAAUAGCACUUCAGUCAGCGUAGCUCCCGUAUCGAAAAUGGUAGUGGCCUCGACCAGCCAUGGAAGCAGCAGUACUUCGAGUUCGACCAUUUCGAGUCAAUCGCGGAGUUCGCAGCCGAAGCUUCAUCAGGUGGGUGCCGUUGGCACCGGGAUGACCCCGAAAGAGCUGUCGGACAAUGACGAUCUCGCGACCGGCCUGGUGCUGGAUCCGAUCCUGGGCUUUCAGACGCACAAGAUGAACCUCAAGUACCGGCCGCUGCGGGUCAACACCGACCCCAUCAAGGACAUCCUGGAGGAGUUCAUCCGGUCGCAGAACUACGCCCGCUGCUACCAGCAGCUGAUGAAAGGGAACUGGAUCCCGCGAGCGGUGCUCAACAAGAGCAAGCUGGCCCAGAAGCGACUGGAAGCGCACAUAUACCGCUACCUUCGGGUGUUCGAUCGCAACGCGGGAUUCGUGAUAGAGGCGUGCUACCGGUACUCGCUGGAAGGUCAGAAGGGCGCCAAGAUCUGUUCCACGCGCAAGUGGCUGAAGAACGAGAAGAUCGAAUGCUUGGUGGGAUGCAUCGCCGAGCUGACGGAGAAGGAGGAAGACGCGUUGCUGCAGCCGGGCAAGAACGACUUCUCGGUGAUGUACAGCUGUAGGAAGAACUGUGCCCAGCUUUGGUUGGGACCGGCCGCCUACAUCAACCACGACUGCCGAGCGAACUGCAAGUUUGUGGCGACGGGGAGAGAUACGGCAUGCGUCAAGGUGUUAAGGGACAUCGAAAUCGGGGAGGAGAUCACGUGUUUCUACGGGGAGGACUUCUUUGGGGAUAACAAUCGGUACUGCGAGUGUGAAACAUGCGAAAGACGAGGGACGGGCGCGUUUGCGAAGGACAAGAACGGCGAGGAGCAGAGUCCUAAUGGAGUGCGAUACCGGUUGAGAGAAACAGACAAUCGAUUGAACCGGUUAAAGAGCAAGAACAACGCUCUGGACCUGUGUAAAACCAGCAUCGGUAAGAGCGAACCUCCGUCUGCGUUGGCUGCCCUUAGCAUGAAGGAGCUACGCGAAAAGGGAAUGACCAAGUACGACGCAGAGAUGCUACUGGCGCAGCAGAAGCCUUCGUUCGAAGCCGUUCGACCGGACCAAUCGACACAGGAAACGGAUCUGAGCAGUAGCACAACUCCAGCUGAACCUUCCGAUGAGAAGAAAGCGAAAGCAAAGCAUACGCCGGAUGUUACAUCGGAGAAAAUGGCAACACGCUCUUCCCGUCGAUUUCAAACCCCAACCGAAGAGAAGAAGUCCCAACCUGCUGCAGCAGCUACAACGGCCAGCCAUCCGGAGGCGACCACAACGGAGGAAGCAUCCACUCCCGUCCCGUUGAAAGCCACCCGAAGCACGCGACCCCUACGAGAGAACGGCCGCCGAAGGUACAGCAGCAACAGCAGCCUCAAUACGGACAUCUCCAGUGUCCUGUCGUCGACGUCUUCGUUCGUAACGGCCAAGACUUCGGUCCCGACGGCUGCCGAACGGAAGAUGAUGCCUCGCUCGAUGAAGCUCCCUUCCGUAUCGCACGAAGACGUCAUCGUAAUCGACGACGACCACAACAGCAAUCACUCUUUCGCAUCCAAGAGCAGCUGCAGUACCAUCUCGGCCCUCUCGUCCAAGGAACACCUUCAACCGCCAAAGAACAACCACAACACCUGCAGCAGUAGCAACGACAACAACGUCUAUGUGUUCAAUGAUCUCCUUGAAAGUAAUAAUCUAAACGGUUACACGCUAAGAAAUCACCACACCCACCAGCAGGAGCAGAAGCAGCAUCAUCAUCCGCCACAGGAGGAACAACGACAGGAUCCAUGUUCCACCGAAGCACCACCACCGGAAGUUGUGGAACGACCGCCGUCGGUUAAGAGACGUUCCAUCACCGCAGCAAGGCGUUCCAUCACGGAGCACAUCAGUCCCCGCGUGACACGGCGGAAGCAGCGUUUGCUCGGCAUGCAACUGGUAUCCGUGACCGAAGCUACAGCAACUGCGAAAACCUCAUCACUGCCAGACGAAACGGAAAAGCCACAAACCCCAACGAAAACGACGACGACGACGACUACCGAGAGGGCAGAGACUGCUACGGAUCUCACAUCGACAAGCGGUGGCGACGGCGGUGGAAGUAGCGGUGCCAGCGGAGGACUCAGCGAUAGCUCCAACCGGGGCAACCGGCGGAAGCAGAAACUGCAGACCCGGAUUAUGCAAGCGGACGAGCUGGUGGCCCUGCAAAGGCAAGCGGCCGAACUGGAGCGAAUCGCGCGGGCAUCGCUAGGGCGUGUCCCGCGGCGACUCGUACUGGACGACGGCACAAACGAGGCCGAAGAUGAGGACGAUGUGAUCCUGUCGAAAGUAACCAAUUGUGAUGAUACUAAUGAUAAGUUGUUAAGAAGUAGAAACCGGCAUGAAGAUGUUAUCGUUCUAAGCAGCGGCAGCAGCAGUAGCAGUAGUAGUAGUGAAAGUAAUAGUGGUAAAUCUAGUGGUAGGAACAAUGGUAGCGCUAGUGUUAGUAAUGGAAACAGUGAUCGUGUGGGGACCGAGCCGCUAGCUUCGAAGACGGUGAUCGGGUCGCGAAAGCGAAAAGUAUCCAAAAGUGUCAGCGAAUCGGAGAGCAGUUCCAGUUGGGAGAAUAAGGUACCCUUGGAGCAGCGCCUGGUGGAAUCCUGUCUGAGCAACAUACCGAACCAGGAAGCAUUGCUCAAGACUCCGGAGAGACGUUUGAAGCUGACGCUCCGCAUGAAACGGAGUCCGGUGAUCGACGAAAUUAUCGAAUCAGGUACCAGCUUAAGCGAGGACACUUGCAGCACGAAUACCUACAAGCCAGAGUACGAAAUCUUGCGGGUGGAAGGGAUCGCUGAAGGGAGCGACAAAGAGGAAGACGAGGUUGGAGAAGAGGAGGACGAUGAAGAUGAUGAGGAUGAUGAGCUGGACGACGAGUUGACGUACAGCAGUAGCUGCAGUAGUAGGUUAUCGCAGAAACGCAAGAAGCGUCACAAAUCGAAGGAAGCCCGAAGGCAUCGAAAGCGAGUGAAGCGUGAACUCCGUCGUCAUAACCAUCAUCAUCAUCACCAUCACCAUCUUCCGCCGCAGCAGCACCAUCAUCAUCAUCAGCAACAGCAGCCGGUUCAUCCGCCUCAGCACCAGUCGGUUAUACUGCAACCGUCGGCCCUGGGACCGGUAACGGCUGCUGUUACUGCGGCGGCGGCUGCUGCUGCUGCGGCAGCUUCUGCCAGCCAAGUCACACCUCCCAAACGAUCGCCGAUUGCAUUUCCAGCGCCAACCAAACGGCUGCGACUGAUCUUCGGCAACGAAACUCGUACAAUCGACAUUCCACCGACAGCAAAGAUAUCAGCUUCGUCGUCUCCUUCCACGCCUAGCUCCUCACUGCCAUUGUCGCCGGUGGUCAGUUUAACGCCAAAUAGUCAAGGUUCCACUCCGAGCAGCGCCAGCAGCACUUCGGGCAUCAUCGUCAACAACACGCCGGGCGUGAUUGUCAGCCCUACGCGGUCCCUCGGAACGCAAUUCCCCGCAUUCAACGGGUACUCUGUGAGUACCUUCUCUAGAUCUCCGCAAUCGCUGCAGCAAAGCCAACAAUCCCAAACCCAGCAGUCCCAACUCUUCUUCACCAACGCCCUCAAUCCCGUUUCCUUCCUCCAAAACAAUCAUCUCACCCAAAACCAAUUUCAGCACCAUUCACAUCCCCACCACCAUCAUCACCAGCACCAGAACUUGUUCCAGUUCCAACCCCAAUCCACCCCGCUGUCACUUCUUUCUCACCACACAGACCUGACGCAACAGCCCAUUCAGCAGCACAACGUUAUUCAGCACACGGCGCAGUUGCAACAGCAGCAGCAGCAGCAACAACAGCACUCACUGCCGCAAGCCCAAACCCUUCAGAGCCAUCAUCGGUUCGGCGAGUUGAAUCUAACCAACCACCACCACCUCAACAACCAUCAUCAUCACCACCAUCACCUAACGGCGGCUGCGGCAGCGGCAGCAACGGUGUCCAGCAGUGGCUCCACGCCUACCAAGUGCAGUCCGUAUCAGCAGCUGACGGCGCUGACCACGACGCAACCGAGCGUGGCUACGUUCAACUGACCGCUGGGGAUGGGCGGUGGGCAGCGGUAGGAGGAGACGGCGAAGCUGGCGCGAUGGCUUGUGGGCGGGCGGGGCGAACGGGGACGAUAGGCGCGACGGAAGGAGGGGAUGAUGGGUCGAAUGGUUUGCGAUUCGAAGGUGUAGCUUCCAACUUGACUUUGAUGUCCGUGUUAGGGAAGUUCCCGAAGAGACUCGAAACACUCGCACCACGCGCUAAUGCAAUCUAUUCUGAGUUCUUUCAUAGCUUUAUCAACAGGUUUUUCGUCACGCUCAUUCGUGCUAUUGAAGAUAGUAUCCUUUCAUCUGUUCAGUUGAUUUCGUAACUUCCUCUAGCAUGUCCUUUGGCAUCUCUCUAAAUUUAGUCAAGGUGUCUCAUAUCUUUUUUAAAGGUUAUCACUUAUCAGAUCUUCUUUUAAUCAAACGCUUUAAAAGCAUUCGACCUAUUAUCCCGCUUUCCAUCCACCCCGAACUCGUGUCCAAUCGUCAGAUCGAUGUGAAAACCCCCCGUUUGUCGUCCCUUACAGGUAUCGCCAAACAUCGAAACUUUCUACGAGUUCUGCUCAACUCCAGCAACUGCUAGCGAAGGCUGGCGUCAACGCAAUCCCAAAAAAAAUCCCCAUGCACGCGAUCACUGCUUUCGAGUUCCAGAGUUAGUCGUCGGUCUCGGACGAUAUUUGCAAACUAAGCUUUCGAUUUCGGAAAAAAGUUCCCGUUCGUUUCAUUGUAUGGAAAAAAAGUUCUCUUUAUUUUCGAAACAAAAUUGUUAUGGUUUCGUUUGGAAACUGACCCCCUCCCAAUUUUUCCCCAUAUAUGUCGCAAAGUGCGUCCGUACACGCAGUAACUAUAAAUUAUUAUUCGCUAAUUUCCAACUAAAGAGAGAGAGAGAGAAAGCGAGAUCGAGAAUCCCCCUCCCAAGCAUAUAGAUUAAAGUGUAUGUAUAUGUAUGUGUAUUCGGUACGCUUGUGCGUACGAGGUUAGGCUUAAUUAGUUGUCAUUUACAGUUAUAGUUUCAAAAGCAUACAUUCAUAAGCCCAAAAAUGGAAACAAACAAAACAGUAAACAAACAA
Molecule: messenger RNA, 6407 nt
Organism: Aedes aegypti (yellow fever mosquito)
Lineage: Eukaryota; Metazoa; Arthropoda; Insecta; Diptera; Culicidae
Product: histone-lysine N-methyltransferase Suv4-20-like
Exons: 3
Coding region: 1261-5340 (1359 amino acids)
Cellular component (GO): nucleus
Molecular function (GO): protein binding; histone H4K20 methyltransferase activity
Source: RefSeq, a predicted model, not a curated record